Molecule: messenger RNA, 1971 nt
Organism: Haliotis rufescens (red abalone)
Lineage: Eukaryota; Metazoa; Mollusca; Gastropoda; Lepetellida; Haliotidae
Product: GPI transamidase component PIG-T-like
Exons: 10
Coding region: 6-1850 (614 amino acids)
Biological process (GO): attachment of GPI anchor to protein
Cellular component (GO): GPI-anchor transamidase complex
Source: RefSeq, a predicted model, not a curated record
UAUCAAUGGCGGCCACCAUUGAGGAAGCCGAAAUGCGGUUGCUAGCAAUUGUAUUUGUGAUCUUUUCUUUUGUGUCGUAUGGAUCAGCAUCAGCUAGUGACACUUUCAAAGAAGAGUUGUUCAUAAAGCCUCUAGACAGCGGCCAUACAUAUUUCCAUUUCCAGUUCACCACAAUUUGGAACGCGUCUAUUCAAGACCGCGAAACAUUUCAUCACUAUCGGCUGUUCCCCAAGUCUUUAGGCGACGUUGUUUCAACGUAUGGCGUACAGGAGCUACACCUGUCUCAGACCCAGGGCCUCUGGCGCCAUGAGAAAUGGGGGUACCCAGUGGAAGAUGCCCCACCUGGAGCCGAGUUCUGGGUUUGGUUCAAACCAACUGUGAAAAAUGUGGACCAGACGUGGGCGGAGCUCGUCAAUGCUGUGUCAGGACUGUUCUGUACCUCACUUAAUUUCCUGGAUGGAAAAUCAACCGUUGCCCCAAGAUGGAGUUUCCGUCCGCGAGGUGUGGCCACCGAGGGCUACACCUACAGCACCAAGUUUGUCCGUUACGGCGCCCUCCCCAGUGAGAUUGUGUGUACCGAGAAUCUCACCCCAUGGAAGAAGCUUCUCCCCUGUAAUACCAAGGUGGGGCUUGCAACUCUCUUCAAGGCCGUGAAGCUGUACGAUGCCUCCUACCAUUCACUGGCCACGCACAUCCGGCCCGUCUGCCAGGAUCCUGGGUGCAGGCAACAAGCUAUAGAGCUCAGCCUCAGCCUCUCCCUGGUGGUGGACACAACGGUCAUCAAUGCAGGCUAUCCCAAUUGGUCAUUGAAGAGUGUGUUCGGCCACUCCCUGUCCACUCAGUGUCCGCUGUCCAGCAUCAGUGCCGUGUACGUGGAUGUCUCGGACCAGGACGCAAAGAAGUUCAAGCUGACACCGGAGCCGACCCGUCGAGAGACGUUUGUUCGUGGCGGAGAUUCAAGGAUGUACGCAGUGUAUGAUGUUGGUGAAGCUACCUCCAGUGGGAAGAUCCUCAACAUUGCAGCUAGAUUUGAUAGAGCACUCACCUUCUUCGACAUUCAGCCUCCCCCAUUGUUUACUCAGCGAUACAUCACAGGUUAUGGCCUCGAGAGAGGAGGUGUGAUGUGUGAAGUCCACAACACGCUGUCGUCCAACUUGACGGUGAUCUACAUGGAUACCUUGCCGUGGUUCAUGCGAGUCUUCUACAAGUCACUCACCAUCAACAACAAUGGCACCACCAUCCGACCCUUCAAAAUCCACUACAUCCCCGGCAAAGACAGAAGUAGAUCUUACCAGUUUGAGAUUGUGUUCCGGCUCCGAGCGAACUCGGUGACAACAAUAAGCUAUGAGUUUGAGCGAGCAUUUCUCAAGUGGACAGAAUACCCCCCAGAUGCUAACCAUGGUUUCCCCAUCAACUCCGCCAUAAUCUCCACGGUGCUCACUGACGCCAGCAACUAUACCUCCCCCGGCCAGGAAUCAUCUGUCUUUGGAACAAGCAUGAAGGAUGAAUCAGACCAGUUCUUCCUGAGAAUACACACAGAGUCACUGCUGGUGUCGCUCCCAACCCCGGAUUUCAGCAUGCCCUACAACGUCAUCUGCCUAGCCUGCACCGUCGUCGCCAUCGCGUUCGGCUCCAUCCACAACCUCACCACCAGGCGCUUCAUCGUCUCUGACCCCAGCAAGAAGAAGGGCCUCCUGGCCAAGGUCAAGGCAUUUUUCAGGAAGGGAGAGAAGAAAGCAGAGGAGAAAGCGGAGGAAGAGUCUGAGGAGAAGAGUGGAGAAGAAGUGAAAAAUAGAGACAAUAAUGAAAGUAGUACCACGAGGAAGAGAAAAGAUGCUGGGAAGGAUUAGUCUGUGAUAUCUGGUGAAUGUGUGGGUGUGUGUGUGGGUGUGUGUGUGAAUGUGUGGGUGUGGGUGUGAAUGUGUGGGUGAGUGACUGAAUGUGUGGGUGGGUGUGUGAAUGUGUGGGUGG